This is a messenger RNA of Maylandia zebra (zebra mbuna), 1215 nucleotides long. It is a transcript of the gene fmoda, whose product is annotated as fibromodulin a. Gene Ontology annotation, molecular function: protein binding. The record is from RefSeq and is a predicted model, not a curated record. Lineage: Eukaryota; Metazoa; Chordata; Actinopteri; Cichliformes; Cichlidae.
GUGUCAGAGCACCCUGCAGUCCUGAGCACACUCACUCAGAGAGAGAGCGGGGGACAAGAGGGCCAGUGCCUUUGAUCGGUUAGGAUUUGAGUGACUUCCUUCCAUCAUGCGUCAGGUGAUUUUCCUUUUGUCUGCCCUGAUUCCCCUCGUUCUCUGCCAUGGAUGGAACUCCUGGACAAAUUACUGGCAGAGCCAAGGAUACUUUUAUGGCUCCCAGUAUGCAGACAGAGCAUACAGUGUGUCGGCGUGUCCUGACGAGUGUGACUGCCCCUCUUCCUUCCCCGUUGCUAUGUACUGUAAUGGGCGAGGCCUUACCACCGUGCCACCGAUUCCCUCCCAUAUCAAAUACUUGUAUCUUCAACACAAUGCCAUCACAUCUUUGCCUGACUCGGCUCUAAGCAAUGCAACCAAUCUGGUGUGGCUUAUGUUGCAUUUCAACCAGCUGACAUCUGAAUCAAUUGGCAAGAAGGCAUUUGUGAAGCUGGGGGAACUUGAGCGUUUAUAUCUACAAUACAAUAAUUUGACCAGCAUUCCUUCAAACCUUCCCCUCUGCCUGAGAGACCUGAGAAUGGAUAACAACAUGAUUGAGAAGGUGUCACCUGCAGACCUAGAGGGAAUGGAUAACCUCACUAUCCUGUACCUUCAUGAUAAUGCUCUCUCAGAGGUGGGCUCAUCACUGAAGGGGCUGAACUCCCUCACACUGCUUGACCUCAGUAGCAACAAGUUGACAAAGGUCCCAGCUCCGCUCCCUGCAUACCUGCAUCAGCUCUACCUGGAGUACAAUGCCAUCGACUCUAUACCUGAGGGAUUCCUGAGCCUCUUCUCUCAGCUACAGUAUUUUAGGAUGUCGCAUAACCUGCUAACAAAUAAAGGCAUCCCCGCUAACAUGUUUAACGUGUCUGGGCUGGUGGAGCUGGACCUGAGCUUCAACAAACUGGAGAGAAUUCCUUCAGUUAGCACCACGCUGCAAUACCUUUACCUGCAAGCCAAUCAGAUCAAAGAGUUUACUGUGGGUAGCUUCUGCAGUGUUGUGGACGUGACAAAUUUCUCCAGACUCUUAAUGGUGCGACUGGAUGGAAACGAGCUCAGUCUUGUGGACAUCCCCACCGACGUGAGCCAUUGUCUGCGCCAGGUUCUCGACAUUGAGAUCUAAGCAUGUGCACAACGCAGUCUGUGGCUCAGUUCACCACAUGCACCUACAGCAGGACUAUUUUU